AUGGACCAAGCACAACAUAGAUUGCUACUAACUCCUAACAAGGAAGAUUUGGUGUCUGAAGGUUCAUGGACUACAGAUGAAGGAACGACAACGGCGGGGAGUACUACGGGUGCCGGACGAGUGCGCAAGAUGCAGUGGCGAGAUGGUACCAUAUAUGUUGGAGAGGUAGACGAGGAAUACAGACCGCAUGGUGAGGGACAUCUACUACGGCCUAACGGAGUGGAAUACGACGGACAGUGGGUACAUGGACAUGCAGAAGGCCACGGAGUUUUUCAGUCCGAGGAAUGGGGUCGUUAUGAAGGAGAUUGGGAAGGUGAUAUGAUCCAAGGGGUGGGUAAGCUGGUCUUUGCUGAUGGAGCGGUGUAUGAUGGCAACUGGCUCAACGACCGGCCGGAAGGUUAUGGUAUAUUCAUUAACCCGAACAACAUCAUGUUUCGUGGUCAGUGGCGUAGGGGAGUUUUCCAGCCGGACCUUUCCGGAUACGAUCCGCGCGGUAUCCAGACUUGCGUCCAUGAGGGUCAAAUCAAUAAUCGACAAAAUGGUCUGCAGUCGUCAGCCAUCCGAGAAAGCGCCACUGCUAUCGAGAGCGGGGUGGUCGUGGACAUUUCAGGUCGGAUCGAUAACUUACAUGAGUACCAGCCGAACAGAACUCCAGGCUCAGGACCCCACUCGCUAACCCAGAUGCCCAACCCUAGAGUUGCGGUCUGCAAAGGUACAUACAAUCCUGCUUCGGGCUCGUAUGCAAACCAAACCGAAAUGUUUGACUCACCUGUUUAUCCAGAUGACCCUGAGAAGACGGGAGCGAGGACCAGCAGCGGUUACUGGUACAAGACCAACUACUUUACUGAGGCUUGGACGGGUUCGGACCCGCCCUCUCGAGUACCGGAGGCGCGCCAGCAAGCAGAGGUGGUGGACGAGACGGACCCGUACGGAGCAUAUGUGAAGUCUUGUGAUUAUUACGUAAAGGGCAACGUUUACAACUCGAACUAUGCUGUCCCCAACUAUGCCGGUUACGACACCAAGCCGGCGAACGCGAGCUAUGGCGGAGGCGACAGGACCGCCGCUGGAACGACCAGCCAGUCUACGUACUUUGCGCACACCGCAGCCUCCGAAACACAAAAUGACUGGUAUGAGCAGCAGGCGCAGCUCUCCAACUCCCUGCCGCCGAACGCCCAGUUGUCUGCGGCCCGACUCGAGAACGGUUCUGCGCAGUUCGACCGCUCUCAGUUCGACCCCUCUCAUUUCGACCCCUCUCAGUUGGACCCCUCUCAGUUGGACCCCUCUCAGUUCGACCCCUCUCAGUUCGACCGCUCUCAGCUUGAACGGGCGCAGCUUGACCGGACCCAGCUUGACCGGGCGCAGUUCGAGCAGUCUUCCAAACUGCGCAGCAAAGGCAGCACGUCGCGAGGCGCGGAGUCGCGCGUCGACCGCCGACACACGGCGUCGAUCGUCACGGAGGAAACGUCUGCGGACGAACCGAUGGUGGCGGGCGUGACGCUGCCCAGUCUGGGUCAUCCCAGUACAGAGCUUAGUCCUGAGCGGCCCGCGAGCGAGGUCGAGCGCCCGAUGCCGAUCGUGGAUCCUGUCACCGAGUCGCCGCGGUCUAUGACGUUGCCGUCUCUGGAACCGGAAGACGAUAUUGAGGACGACUUGGAGCCGGAAGACGACUUGGAGCCAGAAGACGACAUGGAGCCAGAAGACGACUUGGAACCUGAAGACGACUUGGAGCCAGAGGACGUGCGGCCCGACCACUACCUGGCGGCCGAGGAGGAGGAACUGGUUGUUCCGGAAGAGGGCGAGGAGGUACCGGAGGAGUGCGCGGCACAGGACCUGAACAGUCUGCCCGCGACGGGACAGGUGCUGGAGAGCUACGCUCCGGCGACCGGCACCUGUUACACGUGUCCCGAUCCGCCAGCGGUGCUCGAACUGCAGGCGGUCGACCGCAGUUACGGCCUGCCUCUCGUCCAUGACGGGGCUCAGCCGGACGUGCGUCGCGGCGGUCCCGCUCUGCGCUACGGCGGUCCCGUGAUUCGCGGCCCAGCGCCACCUGCGAUGCUCGGAGGCUGCCGAGUCGCAGUGGGCACGCAGUCGUCGCAGACCGACCUGCUCGGCCCCGUCGGACGCGACCUGCCGGGACGAAGCGGCCUGCCGGGACGGUCGCUCGCGGGCCCGGCGAGCCACGGACCCGCCACGCCCUCCUGCGGUACGCCCCACUACGGCCAGUCGGACUACGGGCGGUCAGAUGCUCCGGACUACGGGCGGUCGGAUUCACCGGACUACGGACGAUCAGAUGCCCUGGGCGACUCAGAGGCCCGUGCCCCGAACGGCUCUGAGGCCCCGGGCGGCUCAGAGGCCCCCGGCUCGGAGGUCCCCGACGGCUUCCACGACGCCGCGGGCGCCGGCAGCUGUCCCUCGCCGCAGCGCUCCGAGUACUACGAGCCACUUAGCGAGCCAGCCGGCUACUCCGCCACCGGCCACGAAGGCUGCGACCCCACCUACUGCCCCUACAGUCCCCAGAGCACGGGCCGGGCGCCGGCUGCGACACUGCGAGACGUUCGGAGCUCGCCCGCCGGCAGGUUUGCCCCGGCGCUGUACCCCGGUUCUGGCUACCCGGCCGUGGGAUGCAACGGACCCGUCGGGGGGUACAACGGCGCCGUCUCGGGUUACGGUAAUGCAGCCGCAGGUUAUAACGGGCCAGCUGGAGGGUACAACGGACCCGCGGGAGGGUAUAGUGGACCUGUCGGGGGUUACAACGGACUCGCGGGAGGGUACAACGGACCCGCCGGAGGGUACAACGGACCUGCCGCAAGUUACAACGGAUCUGCCGGGAGUUGUCAUGGUACCGCUGGGGGUUACAACGGACCGGCCACGGCUUACGGACCCGUCGGGAGUUACAAUGGACUCGUACAGAGCUACGGACCGGUGAUGGUAGGCGGUACUUACGAGACGGUGCCUGGUCGGGGCCGUAGAACCGACUCCCACAUGUAUGCUGCGCCGCUGAACUACGGCCCUACCCCGCACAGACACCAGGUUUCCUACGAGCCCCCGAGACAGUACUUUGCGGGAGGCUAUUCUCAACAGAGCCCCCGCCCCGCGCCGUCGCACCAACCUCAGGUCAGGCGUAGACCUUUGCCCCCGCAACAGAAGACCUUCCGCGACCUAAUCAAACAUCAUGAUCCAGCCCAGGUAAGAUUGUGA
Messenger RNA from Gregarina niphandrodes, 3198 nucleotides. Its product is annotated as MORN repeat protein. Lineage: Eukaryota; Apicomplexa; Conoidasida; Eugregarinorida; Gregarinidae. Bases 1 to 3198 code for a protein of 1065 amino acids. The record is from RefSeq and is a predicted model, not a curated record. The transcript is spliced from 3 exons.